AUGGACGACUGUUACGAUGUCGUUGCUUUUCACGAGACUAGAAAGGGAAAGGAAUGGAAUAAAGUGAACGUUGAUUCUUGUGAUGCUCCUUUCCAAGAAAGGGCUGUGGUUGUAGACAAGUCUAUCUAUGUCAUAAGUAUGCCUCAGGAGGAGGAGAUUGUAGCAUUCUCCUUUGAGAUGGUUGAAAGUGAUGGCGGUGAUAUUGAAUACUCACUAAUAAAACAGUUUGUAUUGUGUGGCAUGCAGAUUGAACAGCCGCCAUUUGCAUUUUGUCGCGUAAAGAAACAGUUUUUGAUUCAUUUAGGGAACCAGGACUUUUUUCAUGUCAAGAUUGGCCCUUGCGAUUCAAAUGGCCAGGUACAAUAUGUAUGUAUCACUAUGUUUCAAAUUGUUGUUGGAGGAGGGGGACAUAUGAUAAAGACCUUACAUUCAACUGUUUUUCCGCUGGACAUGGAGGGUUGUCGUUGGUUUGAGCUUAUAAACUGCUUCACGCCGUAA
Molecule: messenger RNA, 498 nt
Organism: Prunus armeniaca (apricot)
Lineage: Eukaryota; Viridiplantae; Streptophyta; Magnoliopsida; Rosales; Rosaceae
Source: the annotation of a GenBank genome assembly